Mesorhabditis spiculigera is the source of this 645-nucleotide messenger RNA. The record is from the annotation of a GenBank genome assembly. Lineage: Eukaryota; Metazoa; Nematoda; Chromadorea; Rhabditida; Rhabditidae.
AUGGCGGAAUUCCCCACACUUGGCCGGCACUGCGGCGUCGAUUUGUGCAACCAGCUUGAUUUCCUCCCGAUCAAAUGCGACUCGUGUAGCGACACUUUCUGCAUUACACACUUCUCCUAUGAUAAUCAUGGAUGCGCCGGAUUGCAUAAAAAGAAUGUUCAAGUUCCGGUUUGCCCUAUGUGCAGUCAGCCAGUCCCGUGCCCGAAGGGGAGCAGCAUCGACGCUUUGGUCGAUCAGCACAUCAAUAACAACUGUCCAGCCACCAAAAAGAAGCGCAUCUUUAAGAACCAAUGUACGAAAACGGGCUGCAAGAAGCGCGAGCUGGUGCCGUUUACGUGUUCGACAUGCCGCCAGAAUUUCUGCGUUUCGCAUCGACAUGAGGUGGAUCACGAUUGUGCGGCUCGCGCAUCGAAUAUGACUCCUGCUGCGCGCGCUGCUUUGGUUCGACAACAACAGGGCUGUUCCCGUCAAGCACAGAUGGAUAGCGAUCGAGCUUUGGCGUCGGCGCUUGCAGAAUCGCUUGGCACCAAUCUUUCACCCGAAGAACUCGAUCGACGACUAGCCGAACAGCUGCAAGCCGAGGAGAACGGGAGGCGCGUUGGUCCACGAGCUGGUCAGGGAAUAGCUGAUAAAUGUACAGUCAGC